GCCGUCGGAAAUUCACUGAAAUUCCGACUGGCUUGUUUUCGGCUCUAGCUUAAAGUUCAAGUGCGAGCGCCUGGUCGCCGGAGGACCAUGAGGCGGUUCGGAGCGCGGACGGCACGAACAGAGGGUGUGUGCGGCUGCUCGGAGCUUCGCCUGGCGUCUCUGCUAACUCUUACCGAGCCUUUCUCUGUCGCUGAGGACGAGUCAAGCUAGUCGGACCGAACCGGAGCAAGUUGUGUCCGAGUAAAGCGAGCAAAGCGGCGCCUGCGGUUCAACGAGCGGAACCGCAAUGCUCCGGUUCUGCCUGCGAGGAGCCCUGCGAGCGGCUCCACACGCGGCACCGGCACCGGGACCGACGCCCACGGUGCCGGCAGCGCCGAGCUGCUGGAUGGGGACACACGGGAGGAACGAGCCGAGGGAGCCGCUGAACUCCCCCAAGAGAGCGAAGGAGUUCAUCUACCGGCUGCACCCGAACGAGAGGUCGUGUCUGCUGCGCGAGCUGCAGAGCUUCGAGUCCAUAGCGAUCGCUCAAGAGACCCUGGAGCCGUCGCCGCCGACCGCCGCCCAGAUCAGAUACGUUUUGUUCCACAACGCCAUCCCCUUCGUUGGAUUUGGUUUCCUCGACAACGCCAUCAUGAUCGCAGCAGGGACGCAGAUCGAGCUGUCCAUCGGGGUCACGCUGGGGAUCUCCACCAUGGCCGCGGCGGCUCUGGGGAACCUGGUCUCAGAUCUGGCAGGUCUCGGCCUUGCAGGUUACGUGGAGGCUCUGGCCUCCAGACUGGGGAUGCAGGUUCCGGAUCUGACGCCCAAGCAGGUGGACAUGUGGCAGACCCGGCUCAGCUCCCACAUGGGCAAGGCCAUCGGCGUGUCCAUCGGCUGCAUCCUGGGAAUGUUCCCGCUGCUUUUCCUGGACGACGACAAGGAGAAAGACGCACAAAGCGGCAGCGAGGCGGCCUCGCGCUCCUCCUAGACAGAAGCCUCACUCACCCUCAGACUGGACCCAGCAGCGCCAAAGCACAUUGACAGCGUUCACGCUUUGUGUUGCAUUUUAUCAGUUCUGGUUUGUUGUUGAUUCCGUUUUCAGACUGAUUGUUUGGUCAUCGAUUGGUCAAACUGCAUACUCUCUCUGUAAUUAGCAUCAGCGGUUGAACCAGGCAUCAGCUUUUAAACCUGUGCUUCCUGUUUUGUUCUGUGCGCUCUCUUGUGACGUCACAGAUCUUUGACCCGCGUCUGACUGGGUCUGAGUCCGAGUCUCCCUGAACGCUGCCUCACCGGGUCACAGACGUGGAACCCAAGCUGUCGCUGUGGUGGAACGCUACCACCUGCUCCAGUGCUUCACUUUAUCUCCCAACACGAUUUGAUCUGCUCAGCAUGUUUCUCGUCACCUCAGCUUCAAAGCGUCUGGUGACGAGGUCGCGUGAGUUGUGUUGUUGUGCAUCUGUCAGAAGAAUAGAACCGAACCGGGUCCGCUUGUUUUAGUGUUUUGCAUGACUGUAGCUCGGUCGUUUUCUUCAUGGUAGUUUUUAAAAGCUGGAGCUUCAGGUGUUGAUGGUGGAGCUGUUUGCGGCUGAAACACUAUUUGAUAAAAGAUGUUUGUUUUUUUUCUACAGAUAUUUGUCUUUAGUUUCCAACUUUCUCUUCCAUGAGCUGCUUGACUUCAAUCCAGUCGCAGGUCUGAUUCACGCUUUAGUUGUAGAUUUUAUUUUGUUGAGAUUUACACACUUUAUAAUGAAUCCAAUCAAACUAUGGCUUUUAAUUUACUGUUGCUCUUUAUUUGUGCUUCUCUCCUGCUCACAUUUUCCUCCUGCACAUAUUGAAGGUGCUUUUUUUGUAACCGUAGUGAAUCUAGUGGAUUAUUUCCAUGGGCUGUGUCCAAAGUUGCUCCCACACAGAUUCUCACUGUUUUCUUAUCACUUCACUUAAAUUAUAUUUACAUCCUCUGCAUUCUUCGUUGCAUCGUUAGUGAAUGUAACUAAUGUAAACGAAUCACAGAAUUUUGACUGUUGUACCAGUAAACACACUAACACAUGUUUGUUUGCAAUAACUAAGAUUAUUAAUAGACAGGAAUGCUGUUGGUUGGUUUGUUUAUGAUGUGCUACAUAUUAUAAUGUAACAGGUGAGAUUGAUGGAGAGAUUUUGGGCACAGCCAACAGAUCAUUUUCCAUAAAACCUUGCAGCUAUUUUUUAUUUGUAUUUGUUCACUGCACUAGUAAAUUACAGGAGAACAGAGAACAACUUUCUUUUAAUAGGUUUUUAAGUUUUCAAAAGUUGAUGAAAGGUUUGUAAUCAGACGUGGAAAAGAUGUGAUUGUUUUAGAUCCUGGCUCAUUUGCUGUAGGAGACAAAUCAAAUGGAUUGAACCUUGGUUCAGUCCGUCUGUAUUCUAAUGAGUGUUUGGAAACAGAUUGAAGUUUGUUGUUGGAUUAGUUGUGAAAGCUUUGAGGGAGUGGUGUUUAUUUUGCCUGACUCAGUAGAUUAUUUUCAGAUUAAGACGCUGGAGUCCUGCAGGAACUGGAGAUGAGCCUGGAUGAAGUCAUAAUGUCAUUUCUUCCCGUAUUUUCUUAGAGCAUGAGUUAGUUUGUCUUCAGAAAUGUGCAUUGAGCAGUGUUUGCUUUAUUUCCUUGGACUUGAUGACACUUAAUAUUUUGCUGCGUGGUCAGAGGACGCUGUGCUGCCGCCCUCUAGUGGACACUCUGAGCAUCUGCACUGAAACGUGUUUGUAACGUAAAACCAGUCAUAUUGAAGGACUGUUCGUUUGCAACUUGAAUAAACUUGGGAGUGUUUACGUC
Molecule: messenger RNA, 2785 nt
Organism: Betta splendens (Siamese fighting fish)
Lineage: Eukaryota; Metazoa; Chordata; Actinopteri; Anabantiformes; Osphronemidae
Gene: tmem65
Product: transmembrane protein 65
Exons: 7
Coding region: 287-967 (226 amino acids)
Biological process (GO): cardiac ventricle development; regulation of cardiac conduction
Cellular component (GO): mitochondrion
Source: RefSeq, a predicted model, not a curated record